AAUACGUACAUACGUGUAAAAUGCCCAAAAGGAAGCAGGAUAAGGAGUAUAAGCAUUUGCUUAACAAAAUUAAAAAGUUAGAACGUAAGGUCAGUCGGAAGCGUAUUAUUUCAACAUCGUCGGAAGAUGAGGACUCAGUGCAAAGAUCCUCACGUUGUUCGUCUGCGGAAAAGACUACAAACUCAGCAUUGGCGGCUUUAGGCCCACAAGACUGGCUAGCGACCCACGAUACCGUGGAGUUCGAAAAUGAUUGCCACGUUACACCCGAAUCCCCCCUCGAUGAGGUUAAUAUGGAACCUAUCCUUCAUACAGUUCAAGUUCACACGACCCCCGACGUAGUCCCAGAAACGACUGCCGAAAUAGUUCCGGAAACGACCCCCGUUGUUGCGGAACAGAUUCCGGAGGACAACGUACCAGGCCCAUCUUCAGUUCCAGAUGGUCAUCAGGAUGAAAAUAUCACAAUUACGCUAGCAAGCGAUGUGCUUGAAAUUUUGGGCGAGGACCCGUCUGCUACUAAAAAUUAUGGCCCUGACGUGCACACUGAAAUAGCAACACGUUUUCAACAUAUUGCUACAAAUGGCCUCAGCAAGGAAAUGCGUAAGGAGUUAAUGGCCAAAUAUUUAACUCCUGAAAAUUGCUGCCACAUCGCUGCACCUGCCUUGAACCCAGAAAUAAAGGCUGCAAUCCCAGAAAAUUUCGUAAAAAGAGACAAGGGUAUUGAAACAAAGCAAUCUCAGCUGGCAAGUGCGAUUGCUUGCUUGUCGGAGGUCUUGUCGUCGCAGCUGAACAGCAAAACUAAAAACAACGACAUGCUCGCUAAACUGAUGGAUAUGGGUCGACUACUCUGCACCACAGAAGCCUUUAAACCGCCGAGCUCCUGCCCCCGCGCGCAGGCCGCGAGGGCCGCCGCCGAGGAGCCGCGAGCCUGCAGCGCCGAGGGCCCCUCAUCCGCCGCCGCCGCGCUCGCCUUACUCGAGGACGUCGUCGUACCAUCAUCACCCGCCCCCGCCGCCGACCCGCAGUUGGCGACGUUAGAUACACACCAGACGAAUCCGCUCGAAGCUUACCCUGGUGGCAGGCAUCUUAUCCGGGAGUCGUUCUUACGCAGAGGCUUCCCACCAUCAGGCCUAGACAUCGCCUGCGCGUCGCUAUCAGAAAACUCCCUUAAACAGUAUGACAGUGCUAUUAAAAAAUGGUGGCUUUUUUGUAAAGAAAAAUCCAUAGAUGUCACUGAAGGCUCUGUUCCCAUUGUGAUUGAGUUUCUUACACAGAUGUUCCAUAAUGGUGUCCAAUAUGGAACACUCAACUCGUAUAAAUCAGCUAUAUCCUUAAUACUUACCCUCAGUCGGUGGAUCAAGUCCACGCUCGGCGCGAGCGGCGUGGACGUGUCGGUGUUCACCGCGCACAGCACGCGCCACGCCAGCACGUCGCGCGCGCACGCCGCGGGGUGA
Molecule: messenger RNA, 1451 nt
Organism: Leguminivora glycinivorella
Lineage: Eukaryota; Metazoa; Arthropoda; Insecta; Lepidoptera; Tortricidae
Exons: 5
Coding region: 21-1451 (476 amino acids)
Source: RefSeq, a predicted model, not a curated record